AUGGCAAGCGAAUGUGCUAUUACCGUUGGGAAAGCAUAUGAUGAGGCGUUAUUCACUGUUGUCGUCUACUUUGUGCGGUUGCCGAUCGACCCAUCAAUACAGCGGUGCAUAGAUGAAUGGCUUGAAAUUUUCAUUGAUCUCUCUUCUAUUUUUGGAAUGCCUUCACUUGGUAUCGUCAAGAAGAAGCGGACUUGCAGUACUCUCUCAUCAAAAGGGAGGCGAUGUAAGAGGGAGACGUACUUUUCGACCAAAACAGUUGCCGAGUACUACCGCAAAUUCAGAUGGUUUAAUAAAUUUUACGUUUCCAAAGAAUAUCUAAUCCUUACUGUUGAACGAAGGAAAGCGUGCGAAUUUUUUCGAACGAAAAGUUGCUGCGGCGCAAUAGGGUGGGAUCAUAAGACGUGGUAG
Messenger RNA from Cylicocyclus nassatus, 408 nucleotides. NCBI's taxonomy places the organism in Eukaryota, Metazoa, Nematoda, Chromadorea, Rhabditida, Strongylidae. The record is from the annotation of a GenBank genome assembly.